Messenger RNA from Tetranychus urticae (two-spotted spider mite), 910 nucleotides. RefSeq lists its product as uncharacterized. Lineage: Eukaryota; Metazoa; Arthropoda; Arachnida; Trombidiformes; Tetranychidae. The record is from RefSeq and is a predicted model, not a curated record.
AAUGAUUAAAAGGUUUCCAGUAUCGAAACAGAAUCCAUCCAGUUUUGUUAACAUCCCAAAGUAACACCAAAAGCCACAUUUUAGACCUUAGUUUGUCUUUAUUUACCUUCUCAUUGUCGCUGUUUUAUUUUGUUGAGUUUCUCGUUUCCUUGUUGCCAUUAUUUUUCAGCCAUUUCUGUCUUCCUCUCAAAACGACAGCCAAUCAAAACUCUCAACUGUGAGAGCGAUUAUCUGUGAUUAAAGUCAACCAGUUUCAUCUUGUUGGUUCAUCACCAUCAACCUCACCAUCGCCAGUUGGUUGCCUCCAUCGUUGUCCUCAUAUUCAAUUAUUUACUUGCAUUUUGCUAACACCAUUUCCCAUAAAACUCGCAUUUUCUGUCCAUUAUUAACUAUCAUUGAAACUUUGACCAAAUCCAAUCCUCGACCAUGUCAUCAAUCCCAUGUGCUACUUACAGUGCCUCAAAGGUUCAUGAGUAUGUUAGGAAAGACCAAAAAGGAGGAAAGAAACACUCCAUGAAAGAUAUAAACAACUCUGGUUCUUUUACUUUAUUUGCAGACACCCAGGAUGAACCGCAAUAUCACUAUAACCACAAAUUAAUGAACAGUAUUUGGGGUUUGUACAACCAAUAUGCGCCUGAAGCUUUCCAAAAGAACCAAGAAGUUUAUAUGAGUUACUCUUCGGUCCCGGGAAUGACCAGAAAUCUUCUGGUACCCGGGACAUUCCACUGAGGUGAUGUUUCCAUUGGUAAUAUCCAGUUUAUGGUUGAUCACACUCUUCACUUUCCUUUUCGAUUCAAUUUCCUGGUCGAUUUUUUUCAAUUAGUUAGUUAAAUAACGUCUAUCUAAAAUAGAUGUAAAUCAUCUUUGUGAUUACUUUAGCUUUAAUAAAAUAUAUCGUUUCAGAAACAAA